AUGUCAAGCCAAAGAAUUCGAUAUAACGGUGAAAUUCGAAAAACUCACAUUGACGAAAUCGAUGGGACACAAUGUGUGCUUCUUCAAUCUGUCCAAGAUCAUUUCCCCCAUGUCACCAGUUUCACUUUAAAUGAUGAGCCGAUACGAUUUGUCACAGACAACGACCAUUGUCGAUCGGCACCAUGGAGAAUAAAUGCUUAUCCUGAUGACGUACUGGAUUGUAUCGCACCUUUUCAUGCAGAAUCGAAUGAGACGGCAGGGAGUGCAAUACAACGAAUUGAUAAAAGAACGGAAAAGAUUUAUGAGAAUACAUCUGUACUUUUCGAGAGAAUCGAAUCUAUCUUGUGUCAAACGUAUGAAUUAGCUGAAUUUACUGUUCCAAGGCUAUUCAUCGUUUUGCCGGAGAAACAAUCUAUGUUAAAUUCAACAAAUUUAUUUCAGCAUACAUACAGAUUAUUUUUUUUGUGUGAGGAUGAGAAACAUCGGCAUCUGUCGUUACAUGAAGGAUAUGAACUUAAACAGUCAAGCGAAUUUCUAAAGAAGUACGGUCUCUAUCUGAAAGAUAUGAUUACAGUUGUAAAAUAUGCAAUCAUUGUUGGGAAUUUUAUUUUGCCGCAAAUGAUGCGUACGACUUCAGAGACUGAUAUUUUCAAGGAUAAAUACUUUUUGAGCAGUUUUAGUAGUAAGCUUGAUCAGUUGAGCGAAAUUCUUGAUACAGUGACUGAAGAAGACAGAGGGACGGAUAUGUUGUGUCAGCCAUUAGAAGGAGCUGAUUUGACAGAAAUUGAGCAUUACUUGAAAAAGUCAGAUGAGCAUCGUACACUUGGCAAUCUCUAUCGAACUACGACUGAUGAUGGGCACGUUAGAUGGGUGUGUGUUCAUCAUUAUAAGAAAAAUUAUGUCAACAAAAAGAUGCAGGAGAUGAGAAGAGAAUUCGAAGUACUAGGAGGAAAAUAUAAUGAAGAAACAUCGUGUGCUUUUGUUAGUGACUAUGGAGAGAAAAAUAUGAAUAAAAUGCUAGAUGCAGUUAAAAAAGGUUUACCUAUAGUAACCUUUACAAUAAAAGGCUGCAAUAUACGGGAAGCUGUACUCGAUCGAUUACUCAAACUGGCCAGGCGGCAUUAUAUGAAAUAUAUCACAUUCGACAACAUAACUAUGUCAUCAAUGAUUGGCCGCGUACAGUCACACUUGCAAGUUAUAGAAAAGUUGGAAAAUGCCAUCAACAAUAGCGAAAAUUUGACAAUAUAUUAUCGGACUCGAACAUCCGCUGAUGUGCCAUUGUUACUAAAAGCAUUGAAGUAUAACGAAAGGAAAUCCAGGUUGAAAAUUUCUACAUCUGAAUUUAAUGGUACCACCCUGAAUUUAUGCGCAUCUAAAUUAACGAUUGAAGAUAACGCUAAAGCGAUUGCUAGUGCGUUAAGAAAUAAAGGAAUAAGUGUUACUGAUAUGUUAUCGGUAAAUAAAACAAUGAGAGAGCUAAGAAUAUGUCAUUCUCAGUACAAUAUGAAAUGUCUUUGUGAAGGUCUGGAACAAAACACGACUUUGGAAAAAUUAGAUCUGUUCCAUAAUGAGAUCACAGAUGAUAGAGCGAUGAUAAUAUCCCAGCUACUAAUGACAAAUACAGCGCUCCGUGAACUGAUUUUGUACAACAAUUAUAUAACAGAUUUUGGCGCUGCUGCGCUUGGAAAAGCCCUUCAAAUAAAUACGAGCCUGAAAAGAAUUGAUAUUGGUCAUAACUGGAUAGGCAAUGAUGGUGCUAAAGCGUUGGCCGAAGCGCUGAAAAUAAACAAACAUCUUGAGAGUUUAGAAAUAAAACGAAAUCGAAUAACAGAUCAUGGAGCUGAAGCUGUUAUAAAAGCUCUGGAUGAGAACAAUACAUUGAAAGUACUUAAUAUUUACGGUAAUGAUAUUCCAAAUACUGUUGCAUUACUGAGUACAGAGAUCCAUCCUGGAAUUAUUUCGCGAUCCAAUUUAACCACGUCGAAAAAAAAUAAUUCGGAUAGAUUAACAGUGAAACCUGAUUUUAAUUUCGAUCUCAAUACGGAGUUAUCUGAUGUAUUAAAGAACGAUCAAGAAAGACGUAGUACAUUGCAAGAUUUGAUCCAAAAUCUCUCAAAAGAUGUUGUAAAAAAGAACGAUGGUCAGCAGACAACCAUUAAUCUUGAUGAUAUUGAUUCAAAGUUGCUCGUCAAUAUUCUCCAACCGGUUCUCAAUGCUCGUCUGGAAAAACGUUUGUGUGACGAACGAGUGGACGAAAUGGAAAGAUAUAAUAGAUCAUUCAACCUUCGCUUUCAAAACGUGCCGCCUGCGAGAAACGAAGAUUCUGUUCAGUUAGUGAUAAAUGUAGCGUAUGAAAUGGGAAUUGAAACCGAUUACGAUUCAAUUGAAACUGCUCAUCGUAUCCCGGCUAAACAGAAGAAGUUAGGUGCUCUGAAACAUCCACCAGUAUUAAUAGCAAGAUUUCAUUCUCGACCGAUUCAUCGUCAAGUUUUAUCUUCAAAAGGAGCUUUGUCUCACCUACAUGCACAACAUACAUUUUCAAAAGUGAAAAUAUCUGAAGAUCUAUCACGUCACAACCUUGAAAUCUUCUCAACAGCGCGAGCAAAAUUAGAUAAAGGCGAACGUCACCGAAUAUAUUCCAGUAACGGGCGUGUCUUCUAUUAUGCAGAUGCUGGGAAACGUAUUCAUUUAAAUUCCGUUAAUAGUAUCGAUGCGAUUUCCUAUCAAACACAGAUUCAGAAUCCAGCUCAAACUGAUUCAACGAGCUCACAACUUGGGUAAAUAGAAUAUGACUCAUUAUUGACACUGUUAAGUUUAAAAAUGCUCAUAGUGUUUUUUCUUUCUUCCUUUCCUUUAGUUUCUUCCUUCUAGUUAAACUACUGUUGAUAGUGUAUAGGUUGACAAUCUUUGCAUCAUUCGUCAUAGGCAUGACUACAAACACAAAACAUUUUUUUACUCUCCCCUUGUUUUCUAGGACAACUUUCCUUUCUUUUACUUCAACACGUUGCGAGAUGACUAGGAGUAGCGCUUGUUUUCUUUUUUAUCAGAAUGAUGUCACAUAAUUCAAAUAUAAUAGGAGCACAUGGAAAUUUACAAAUAUCACUUUUCAACGUGCGUAGUCU
Didymodactylos carnosus is the source of this 3122-nucleotide messenger RNA. NCBI's taxonomy places the organism in Eukaryota, Metazoa, Rotifera, Eurotatoria, Philodinida, Philodinidae. The record is from the annotation of a GenBank genome assembly.